AUGGCUUUGGACGAGACAGACUUGAUGCUCCUCCCUACUUCGUCAUGCAAUCGUCUGAAACGAAAAAGAAGGAAUAUUCAUAGAUGGAGAAAAGUUAAGAGAUAUGGUUGCAAUGGUUUCAGAAUUAAUACUUUGAUCAAAAGUGGGAUGACAGGAAAAAUGUUGAUAAAGCAGGUUCCCUUAACACUUGUAAUAAUUGGGCCAACCACAUUUUUACAAGCAGCUGCAAUGUUUGGUGGUGAAACUUUAUGUCUUUUAGCUUUUAAAGUGGUUUGCGUUUUGUCACGAAACUCACAGGAAAAUGUUCUUACCAAAGGGAAUAGGUAUUUCGACCCGAUUAUACUUCUUCCUGCUGCAAUUUUAGAUUUGACCAGUACUGCAGUUAUGUACUUUGGCCUUGCCUUUACCUAUCCAAGGAGCUUAAAAAUGUACCGAGGCACUGCAGUUCUUUUUAUCGGUGUGCUCUCUACUGUAUUUCUACACAAGCAUAUACAAUUAAAAGAAUGGUAUGAAAUGGCAAAUAUAAUGAUGGGAUUUCUGACUGUUGGAGUGACAGAUGUAAUUUUUGCUUCGUCCAAAGACGACAAGGGGCAGAACAGUUUGCUUACCGGUGAUAUGCUUAUUAUAAUUAGCCUAGUGAUCCCAUCAUGUCAGAUGGUUUAUGAAGAGAAAUUUAUUUCCAAUUUUGACAUACCACCGAUGCAAGCAGUGGGCUGGGAAGGCAUUUUUGGUUUCUCUAUGUCGUCACUACUACUUUUAGUUUUCUAUUGGGUGCCAGCUAUACCUCACUUUGGCCAUGGGCCCAAUGGAACUAUAGGAGACGCCAUUGAUGGACUGGUUCAAAUUUGUAAUAAUCAUUUGUUGAUGUGGGCUGUAUUGGGCUCGGUUAUCUCUGUAGCAUUGUUCACCUUUGCUGGAAUCAGUAUAACCAAGAAUGUUUCGGCCACACAUCGAAUGGUUUUAGAUUCGAUUAGAAUAAUUGUGAUUUGGAUCGUGUCGGUUUCAGUGAAAUGGCAAGAGUUUUAUUGGUUACACAUUGUUGGCUUUGCCGUUAUAGUAAUUGGCAUGUGCAAAUAUAAUGGACUACUGACAUGUAUCGACGGAACAUAUGACGAUGACGAUGAUGACGAUUUAGGUGAUUUAAACAUUUAG
Pieris rapae (cabbage white) is the source of this 1152-nucleotide messenger RNA. RefSeq names its product solute carrier family 35 member F6-like. The record is from RefSeq and is a predicted model, not a curated record. The transcript is spliced from 2 exons. Gene Ontology annotation, molecular function: transmembrane transporter activity. Gene Ontology annotation, cellular component: membrane; intracellular membrane-bounded organelle. NCBI's taxonomy places the organism in Eukaryota, Metazoa, Arthropoda, Insecta, Lepidoptera, Pieridae. Gene Ontology annotation, biological process: transmembrane transport. The coding region runs from base 1 to 1152 and encodes 383 amino acids.